AUGACAGAGAAAAGAGAUGAUGAUCUUAAGACGGUGGUCACAAAACCCAACAAAGACCAUGAUUAUAAAAAGACUGGUUUCAUGGAAGACCAUUUUUCCAUGGAAGGAGAGGAGGAUGGCUUAUCUUUGUCAGUGCAACACCCUGCUGGUGCUCAUGAGAGGAGCUCAAAGGCAGAAAACAUCCCUUCUGUGUUACAGAACACAGUAACCUUUGAGGAUGUGGCCGUGGAGUUCACUAAGGAGGAGUGGGUGUUGCUGGACUCAUCUCAGAGAAAACUGUACAGGAAGGUGAUGCUGGAGACCUACGACAAUGUGGCCUCACUGGGACAUAAACUCAGCAAACCCAUUCUGAUCAUCCAGCUGGAGCAAGAAUGUACACUAAACACAGCAGAGAGGAUUCGCCGGCAUCCUCAUUCAGAUGGGAUGAUUCUCCUUGAAACCAAACAAUCACAACAUAUGCGACAUAGUUUGGAAAAAGAAAGGCCCCGUGACAAGAAGCAAAGGCAAACUCAUGGAGGCAUACCCACUGAAUGUCAUGAAAAUAUUGAAGCCUUAAACAUGAAACCUAGCAUUGCUCGGAAUAAGCGACUUCAUGCUAGAGAGAAACUCCUUGAGAACAUUCAAUCUCAGGAAAAAUCUUCUGAACAUAAAAAAGAUGGAAAUGCCCCCAGCAUGGGCUUUCAUGCAGCGGUGCAGAAAAGAAAACAUACCCGAGAGAAACCUUAUGAAUGCACUCACUGUGGUAAAGCAUUAAGCUCCAUUGUGUACCUUCAGAAGCAUGAGAAAACUCACCGUAGAAGGAACUCUUUGGAAUGUAGUCAGUGUGGAAAAGCCUUACGGAACUCUGCCACCAUGAAGGUGCACAUGAGAAUGCAUACAGGAGAAAAACCUUUUACGUGUCAUCAGUGUGGGAAAGCCUUCAGCUCCAGCUCCUACCUUACCCGACACAAAAGGAUUCACACUGGCGAGAAGCCUUACGAAUGUCGUGACUGUGGGAGCACCUUCCGAGACAGCUCACUUCUUAGACAGCAUGAAGGAAUUCAUUCAACAGAAAAGCCCUACAAAUGUCAUCAGUGUGGCAAAGCCUUCUGUAGGAGUGCGCGGCUUACCUUGCACAAAUUAACACACACGGGAGAGAAGCCCCAUAAGUGUAAUGACUGUGGGAAAACCUUCAGCAUUCUUUCUUACCUUAAAAGACAUAAGAGAACCCACACUGCAGAGAAAUCCAUUGCAUGUAGCCAUUGUGGAAAAUUAUUAAGUAGCCAGGCAUCCCUUAAGCUCCACCUGAAAAUACAUACUGAAGAGAAAUCUUACAAGUGUGACAAAUGUGGGAAAACUUUUAGAACGAGUUCUAAUCUUACUGUGCACAAGAAAAUUCAUACUGGAGAGAAACCCUGUAAGUGCAUGGAUUGUGGAAAAGCCUUCAGGGAUCGCUCAUGUCUUAAAGAGCAUAUGAGAAUUCACACAGGUGAAAAACCCUUUUUGUGUAACCAUUGUGGGAAAACCUUCAGAAUAAAAUCUUACCUCGUCCUUCACAAGAAAAUUCACACAAGAACAAAACAAUACAAAUGUAAGGAAUGUGGGAAGAUCUUCAGUGGUCCCUUAUCUCACAGAAUACAUAUGAAAAAUCACACCAGGGAAAAGAAGGCUUUUAAAUGUGGGGAGUGUGAGAAAGCGUUUAGGAAGAAGGAAUCCCUUGUUAUACACAGGAGAACUCAUACUGGAGAGAAACCCUACGAGUGUAGUCAAUGUGGGAAAAGCUUCAGUGUAAAGUGUAAUCUGACCGUGCAUCAGAGAAUACACACCGGAGAAAAACCCUAUCAAUGCAAUGUCUGUCAAAAAGCAUUCAGUAAACGAGUGUCCCUUAGGCAUCAUGAGAGAAUGCAUGAUGGAUGA
This is a messenger RNA of Tupaia belangeri chinensis (Chinese tree shrew), 1896 nucleotides long. RefSeq names its product zinc finger protein 260. Gene Ontology annotation, molecular function: RNA polymerase II transcription regulatory region sequence-specific DNA binding; DNA-binding transcription factor activity, RNA polymerase II-specific. Bases 1 to 1896 code for a protein of 631 amino acids. The transcript has 7 exons. Gene Ontology annotation, cellular component: nucleus. The record is from RefSeq and is a predicted model, not a curated record. Lineage: Eukaryota; Metazoa; Chordata; Mammalia; Scandentia; Tupaiidae. Gene Ontology annotation, biological process: regulation of transcription by RNA polymerase II.